This is a messenger RNA of Haemonchus placei, 525 nucleotides long. Lineage: Eukaryota; Metazoa; Nematoda; Chromadorea; Rhabditida; Trichostrongylidae. The record is from the annotation of a GenBank genome assembly.
AUGUACCACUCGUACCCGACUUCUCAACCUCUAAACUCUGAUAUCUUGCAGAUUCUGUGCCUUCUGGACUUCUAUGUGCACUAUUCCGUUCAACGAAAAGGUCACGGUAAAGCUAUCAUCGACUAUAUGCUUCAAAAUGAACACGCUGAACCCUACCAGCUGGCGUUGGACAAUCCAUCAGUGACGUUGCUGGGCUUCAUGUCGCAGCGAUACGGUCUUACAAAACCAGUGUGGCAGAACACAAAUUUCGUGGUAUUCGAGGAACUUUUCAAAUCGGUCACUCCCAACGGUGCCGCCGAAAGCCCACCAGAAGGUUGGCGUCGACCUCAAACACCGCGACGAAUCGGCGCUGGUGCCACCGAGACCCGCUGGCUGGAACACGCUAUCAGCGGACAUUCCGCAAAGGGUCACGCGAUGAACGCCCCAGUGGAUGCCGAUCAGACGCCAGAAGGAGCGCUGGCCAACCGAGCCAAUCAGGCAAGGACGCGCAAGGCUCACAUCUUGUCCAGCACUCCGCUGUGGUAG